Molecule: messenger RNA, 802 nt
Organism: Ailuropoda melanoleuca (giant panda)
Lineage: Eukaryota; Metazoa; Chordata; Mammalia; Carnivora; Ursidae
Gene: COA4
Product: cytochrome c oxidase assembly factor 4 homolog
Exons: 2
Coding region: 152-406 (84 amino acids)
Biological process (GO): mitochondrial respiratory chain complex IV assembly
Cellular component (GO): mitochondrial intermembrane space
Source: RefSeq, a predicted model, not a curated record
GGCUGCGGCUGGCUGCAGCGUGCGCGCAUGCGUCCUUUCGCUAAAGUGGGAGAGACGCUGCCGGUGACUUGGACGGUUGAAUUUCUCUGCUUUCCCGUGCCUUCCCAGUCCAGGCCAUCUGUCCACCUGAUCGCCAAGCAGACUCCCAAAGAUGUCAACUCAAGGCCAUACCUGGGCCCGACAGGUGAAGAAGGAAGGUGAGGAAGAGGACCCGCUGGACCAGCUGAUCUCCCGUUCUGGCUGUGCUGCUUCCCAUUAUGCAGUACAGGAGUGCAUGGCCCAACACCAGGACUGGCGACAGUGUCAGCCACAGGUACAGGCCUUCAGGGACUGCAUGAGUGAACAGCAGGCAAGGCGGCGGGAAGAGUUGCAGAGGAGGAAAGAGCAAGGCAGUGCCCACCACUGAGACCCCAAACCACCUAUCCCCAGAGAAUGGUCCUGCAGAAACUAGCACCCAGAGAGAUCAUGGGAAGAAGUCCUGAACAGCGAAAGUGUGGCCAAGAGAUAUAAAACUUGGGAUUAUCUUUGUCUAAGACUGACGUUGAGAGCCAGGCAGCCAUGGAUUUGGACAUGACUGCUGUAAAGAGCUGUGAUAUUUUCAUGGUGAGAUGACACACAUCCUUACCCAUUAUGUUCCACCAAUAUUAAAUAUUGACUGUCAUUUGCCAAAUAAAACAAAGCGUGGAGUUAAGGAUGUUCUUCUGUCCUACAUCUUGGGUCAGUGUGCCAAGUACUGAACUGAUUACAUGGAUGUUUAAUUUUAAAAAUAAAUUCACAAUCUAAAUGUAAAUUGGUUACCUAA